Racocetra fulgida is the source of this 452-nucleotide messenger RNA. The record is from the annotation of a GenBank genome assembly. NCBI's taxonomy places the organism in Eukaryota, Fungi, Glomeromycota, Glomeromycetes, Diversisporales, Gigasporaceae.
CUAAAAAUGAAAAAUGGAAAUACCUUGAACAACUAAUUAUGGAUUUUUAUACUAGAUCCAUAUAUGCUGCAUGUAUUCGUACUGAUAAUAAUAAUUAUUCACUACAUACAGAUAGUGACUUACAUCAAUUACAUUAUAAUAUUGUAGUAGACCAUUUACUUGAUAAUCAUAUAGAUAAUCCAGAUUUAACUUUGCCUGAACCUAAUCUUAUUGGAAAGUCAAAUAUACAGUUAAAUGCCUUAAAAGAAUUUCUUAAAGGAAUUACUCAACUAGCACCUCAUCAAAGCUUAAUUACGAAAAUGCGUACUAGUCAAAAUAAAUCUGUAAACAGAAUUAAAUUAAAUUAUAUUGAUAAAAAACAAGAUUAUCUAAAAUCUUAUAAAACUUGCCAUAUAUUAGCAGUAAUUUAUAAUAAUAAUAGUCUCUUAGAAUUGUUACAAAUUUUACAGCAA